Molecule: messenger RNA, 2433 nt
Organism: Xiphophorus couchianus (Monterrey platyfish)
Lineage: Eukaryota; Metazoa; Chordata; Actinopteri; Cyprinodontiformes; Poeciliidae
Product: extracellular calcium-sensing receptor-like
Exons: 7
Coding region: 1-2433 (810 amino acids)
Biological process (GO): G protein-coupled receptor signaling pathway
Cellular component (GO): plasma membrane
Molecular function (GO): G protein-coupled receptor activity
Source: RefSeq, a predicted model, not a curated record
AUGUUUAAGCGAGGUGACAUAAUGAUCGGGGGGAUUUUUCCAGUUUUCAACAAAGAAAUAACAAGCACUGAUUCAUUUAAGAUGGAGCCUCUUGACGUAAUGUGUGAAGGAUUUGAUCUGCGUGCUUUUCGAUGGACCCAAGUGAUGAUAUUUGCAAUUGACGAGAUCAACAAAGAUCCUGCUCUCCUUCCACACAUUUCUCUUGGCUACCGGAUCCUUGACUCGUGUGCCUCUCCUACUAACACCGUGCGUGCUGCUUUAACACUGGGAAGUGAAACAGAUGGCAUGGAGGCGACUUCCCCUUGUCCUCCAGCAAUAUCUGCCCUUAUUGCAGAGUCGGGAUCAUCUCAGUCCUUAGCUGUUACUGAAACUCUUGGACCAUUUCAAGUGCCAGUGGUGAGUUACUUCUCAACAUGUGCCUGUCUCAGUAACAGAGCUAAAUAUCCAACUUUUUUCCGAACAAUUCCCAGCGACUACUUCCAGGCCAAAGCCUUGGCAGCUCUGGUCAAGCACUUUGGUUGGGAGUGGAUUGGAGCCAUACAGUCAGACAACGACUAUGGACGAAAUGGGGUUCUUGCGUUCGCCGAGGAGGUUAAAAAACUAAAGAUUUGCAUCGCCUUCAUCGGUACGGUUCUUCGAACUUAUCCGCUGGAUAAAAUUCUGAAAGUUGUAGAAAUGAUCAAACAGUCAACCGUCAAAGUCAUUCUGGCUUUUGUUCCUGAGGGUGACUUUUACCCUUUGAUGAGAGAGAUAGUGAAGCAGAACAUCACAGGAAUCCAGUGGAUUGCCAGUGAAGCAUGGAUAACAGCUGCACGGCCCUCCACACCUGAAAUGUACCAAGCUUUCGGCGGAGCAUUGGGAUUUGUCGUUCAGAAGAUGAACAUCCCAAAUCUAUAUCCAUUUCUUAUGAAUAUUAACCCUUACAGAGAUCCAACUAAAAUAUGCGCAGGCAAUGAGACGUUGAUGGAUCACACCCAGGAUGUGUUCUUCAAUGUCUCACAGCUCAGAGUGACCUACAACGUGUACAAAGCUGUUUAUGCUAUUGCACAUGCUCUUCACCAGCUGGUGUUCUGCCGACCAGCAGGAGAAAAAAAUGUGAAGCCAUGUUUGAAUGUAUCUGAAAUUCAUCCGAAAGAGGUUACCCAUCACCUGCAAAGAGUAAACUUCAGGAACCAGUUUGGAGACGAUGUGUUUUUUGACGAGAACGGCAAUCCGCCUGCUUCCUACGACGUCAUUAACUGGCAGCUCAGAAACGGGCAGGUUGAGCAUGUGACCCUGGGUCACUUUACAUCCACUAAAAACGGAGAGUACAGACUAAGCAUAGAGGAAGACAAAAUAGUUCCCACAUCACUGUGCUCUAAUGUUUGUCCAACAGGGACGAGGAGAGCUCAAAUCAGAGGGAAACCAGUCUGUUGCUUUGAUUGCGUUCCAUGUGCAGAAGGAACAAUAGCCAACUUUACAGGUGCACUGGACUGCACAGCCUGUCCACAGGAAUACUGGUCCAAUGAGAGAAAAGAUGGAUGCAUUCCAAAGACGGUCGAGUUUCUGGCAUAUCAUGAGCCCAUGGGAGUGGCGCUCACAGUCGUGGCCUUGCUAGGCGCCUCCCUGUCUCUGCUCACGAUGAUCGUUUUUAUCCACUACAGAGAAACUCCUGUAAUAAAAGCCAGCAACUCCGAGCUGAGCUUCUUCUUGCUGCUUUCUCUCUUCCUGUGCUUUCUCUGCCCUCUCACCUUCAUCGGUAGGCCCACAGUCUGGACCUGCAUGCUGCGCCACACCGCUUUCGGAGUGACAUUCGCACUUUGCAUUUCCUGUGUCCUAGGGAAGACCAUCGUUGUCGUGACGGCGUUCAAAGUCACACACCCCAACAACAAGCCAGCAGUAGGGCAGUUUGGUCCGAUCCAGCAAAGAAUUAUUGUUUGUUCCUGCACUUUGAUUCAAGUAAUUAUCUGCACAUUGUGGCUGAAGCUAAAUCCACCGUUUCCUGACAGGAUUUUCAAAUACAGCAACAAGAAGAUCGUGCUGGAAUGCAACACGGGGUCAGAGGUCGCUUUCUAUGCAGUACUGGGAUACAUCGGGAUUCUUUCAGUGAUAUGUUUAAUCCUUGCAUUUCUAGCAAGAAAACUGCCCGAUAACUUUAACGAAGCCAAAUGUAUCACAUUCAGCAUGUUGAUAUUCUGCGCCGUCUGGAUCACUUUUAUCCCAGCGUAUGUCAGCUCUCCUGGAAAGUUCACAGUAGCUGUGGAGAUAUUUGCAAUCCUGUCAUCGGCAUUUGGUUUAUUAAUAAGCAAUUUUGCACCGAAAUGUUACAUAAUCUUGGUGAAGCCAGAGAAAAACACAAAAAAAUAUGUUAUGAGAUUAAAUGCUAGUAGAAAAUAUAGUUUGGAAAGAAAAUAUCAAAUUCACAAUGUGUUCACAAUUCCAGUGUAUGAGUAA